GAGAACUCAAUUGAGUUUAUCCAAACAAUUUGUUUUGAGGUGAGAAAAGAAAUUCGCUUUGCAUCUGUCUGUAAUGGCGACGCCAUGCUUGGCCCAUUUCUCAUCGGCGGACCAUGGCGAUUCCUACGACCUUGUCCAAGAUCAUCCUUGUGGGAUUGAACAUCCUGUUCAUCGCCGCCGGCGCGCUGCUCAUCUACGUGGGCGCGUCCUUCAAGGGAAACCACUGGUCGGACGUGUUUUCCGCGGCCACGGCCACCUCCGUCAACUCGCUCGGCCUGUACACGCUCAUCUUUGGCAUCGUGGUCGUGGCCAUCGCGUGCCUGGGCCUGUUCGGUGCGCUCUGUCGCAACAAGAUCCUGCUCACGGUCUAUGCGGUCUUUGUGUUCCUCGCACUCGCUGUGUUCACGGCGUUCGCGGUGCUGGCCUUCAUAUCAGCGUCCACGGCGUCGAAAUGGAACGCCGCCGAGUUUCCCGCCGCUACCGAGGAAUCCCAGGUCGCCUCGUCACUCAAUGAAGUGUACUGCUACGCCCAAGGCGCCCGGCUCUGCACGCUGGCGUCACCCCGCGAAGCGUUCAAAACGUUCGUCCCGGCACUGGCCGACACGAUUGUGGGCGUGUCGACGCUGCUGAAGAUCAACGUAGACGAGACGACCGGCAUCAACGGCUUUUGUCUCCAGGUGGACAAGCAAGUGGCGGCGCUUGGCGUGGUCGGCGCGACCGCGGCCAAGGCGCUUCCAUCGCAAUACAAGCAAGUGUGCGAAACAUGCGCCGACGUCGAUAAAAAGUACAGCAACUACAAGUCCAUUUUUGUGUUUGCCGAAGAAAAGUGCCCUCUGAACCCGACCACGGCCACAUUUUGCGGCAACUUUUUGCUCUCCAAGACCCAGACCAACGUGUACAAGAGCGCCCCGUACGAAGUGUGUCGACCGGCGAUCCUCGACCUGUGGCACUCGAUGUCCAUGAAAUUGGCCAUUGGCAGCACCGUCGCCGCCGCCAUCUCGCUCAUCCUCUUGUUUUUCGCGUGCGCGGCGGGCAAACGAAGUGACUACGACCGCUACUCAUAUUAGCUCAAUGUUUGAAUUCGACAAUGGAUUGAAUGCUAACGUGAUCGCAUCGUGACCCCCUUGCAGCAAUUUCGUCAUCAAAAAUGAGUUUUCCACUUUGGGAAAGGCGAUGAUAGGGAAAGAAAGCCCCGAACAACUCGACUUCUGGCUCGUGGCGUCGUGGCCAUGGAUUCCAUGGAUUUCAUGGCCACGACCAAUGUCGUUCUCAUGGCUACGUAAUGUGAAUGCCAUGGCAUGCCUAGCUUCGUAGCGUUAUGUGAGGUGUCGUUCGUUGUCCGCUGUGCAGCGUGAAUCCCUUCGACGAUCGGCGAACUGACGUUAUUGA
Molecule: messenger RNA, 1389 nt
Organism: Aphanomyces astaci
Lineage: Eukaryota; Oomycota; Saprolegniomycetes; Saprolegniales; Verrucalvaceae
Exons: 1
Coding region: 114-1067 (317 amino acids)
Cellular component (GO): membrane
Source: RefSeq, a predicted model, not a curated record